UCUCAGAGCUUCGAAUCCGCCGCGCUCUCUCCAUCAAUACUCGGAGGUUUUCUCGGUGCUCCAUUUGCGCCUGCGUGGUCCCGCCCCUCCCCACGCGCGGACUCGCGCUCAAGUUCCCGCCCGGCCUCUGGCCAGCUGCAAUCGGCCCUUUCUUUCUCAGUCGGACCCGCAGCGUGCGGCGCCAGUACCAUGCUCUUCUACUCCUUUUUCAAGUCGCUUGUGGGCAAGGACGUGGUCGUGGAACUCAAGAAUGACCUGAGUAUCUGUGGAACCCUCCAUUCUGUGGAUCAGUAUCUCAACAUCAAACUAACUGACAUCAGUGUCACAGAUCCUGAAAAAUAUCCUCACAUGUUAUCAGUGAAGAACUGCUUCAUCCGGGGCUCAGUGGUCCGCUAUGUGCAGUUGCCAGCAGAUGAGGUGGACACACAGUUGCUACAGGAUGCAGCAAGGAAGGAAGCCCUGCAGCAGAAACAGUGAUGGCUCCUGAUCUCUUUCCACUCCCUUAUCCAUUGAUGACCCAUAACUUCAUGUCCUUGUUGAGAACCUUUCCCUCCAUACUUGAGGUGUUUUUUUGUUUUUUUUUAAAUAGUGAUGGGUUUUUUUAAAAAAUAAAGGGAUUGAGUGGAUGAGGGGGUUAAUAGUGUAAUAGUGGGGAGCAGCUAUCCCCUGUUGAGAAGGGAAGGAUAAGAAGGCUGGGCCACUAACUGCAAAGCCCUGGCAGUCCCAGCAUCUGCCUUUCUCUUUCCCUGGAGACAAUGAGAGUUUUCCUAGUUCUUUCUAGGGCAGCAUAUGAUUCAUUUGGGGGACAGAAGGAAUCUAUCCCGCAUCGGGAAUAAAAUUUAUGAUGCAAAAUUGAGUUCUGGUUCUGUGGUCUGUAUUUUGGUGUGUGUGUGGGGGGCAGGGAGAGAUGAUGGAAAAGGGUGUUGAAUUCAUUUAAGCCCUGAAUGAACUCCCCAGAGAAGAAUCCAGCCCAACUUCCCUGCAUUAUCUGCCUUUGGCAUAAAACUUACAAUACCUCAACUGUACUACCCUGUGUUUCCUGAACGUGCCCUACCAACACGUUC
This is a messenger RNA of Castor canadensis (American beaver), 1064 nucleotides long. RefSeq names its product LSM2 homolog, U6 small nuclear RNA and mRNA degradation associated (gene Lsm2). Gene Ontology annotation, biological process: mRNA splicing, via spliceosome. Lineage: Eukaryota; Metazoa; Chordata; Mammalia; Rodentia; Castoridae. The record is from RefSeq and is a predicted model, not a curated record. Gene Ontology annotation, molecular function: RNA binding. Gene Ontology annotation, cellular component: precatalytic spliceosome; P-body; U4/U6 x U5 tri-snRNP complex.